AUGGCCAAGUCUUCUGCUGCAUUUCUUGUCUUCCUCUGCCUCUCCAUGCUUAUCAUCUCAAUCCCUGAAGUGGAGGCUAAGGUAGUCGUGAAGUUAAACAUAAAGUUGUUGGAGAAUGGUGAGACAAACGAGUGCGACCACAAAUGCAGUGAAGGCCAUGGGGAUUGCAAACAAUACCUAAUCCUAGCGUUUGCACCCGUUCCUUGA
Arabis nemorensis is the source of this 207-nucleotide messenger RNA. The record is from the annotation of a GenBank genome assembly. NCBI's taxonomy places the organism in Eukaryota, Viridiplantae, Streptophyta, Magnoliopsida, Brassicales, Brassicaceae.